Paramisgurnus dabryanus is the source of this 2836-nucleotide messenger RNA. Its product is annotated as activin receptor type-1-like. NCBI's taxonomy places the organism in Eukaryota, Metazoa, Chordata, Actinopteri, Cypriniformes, Cobitidae. Gene Ontology annotation, cellular component: plasma membrane; BMP receptor complex. Gene Ontology annotation, biological process: transforming growth factor beta receptor signaling pathway; protein phosphorylation; cellular response to growth factor stimulus. Gene Ontology annotation, molecular function: ATP binding; transmembrane receptor protein serine/threonine kinase activity. The record is from RefSeq and is a predicted model, not a curated record.
CUCCUACUGCAGGCCUGCCCCGACUCCCAAGCACACACCGCUCGUAAAAUGCAGGAAAUCAGGAAGGAUCUGUUACGAGUCUGGUUCAGUUGUAAACACUACACGAGUUGAUAAAGUUUAUGGAUGUAAAAAGAGAAUGUGUGCUGAUCGGGACUGGACAACAGUGAGAUUACAAAGACAUUCAUCAUAUCGCUCAGCUGUUUCGAGUGCAUUGUAAAGGUCUAUAAUGUUGGAUAGUCUGAUGAUUCUGUUGCUGGGGCUUGUGUUGUCUUCACCAGUUGCCUGUAUAGAAGACAUGGCUGUAAUCUCCGUUCCACAUGUGUACAAGUGUGUGUGUGAGGGUGAGGGCUGUGUGAAUGGGACAUUGUGUUGGGGUGAGCAGUGUUUUGCGUCUCUGAAGGUGAGAGAGGGCACUCUGCAUUCUCAGAAGGGCUGUUUCGAUAAGACCCCCUGUGACACACCUACAACAUCUGACAAUGUAAUCAGCUGCUGUACAGGACACCUGUGUAAUGCCAACAUUACUGUAGAGGCACUUUCUAAAGAUGAGGAGGCCCCUACAGAGCAUGAGUGUGUGUGUGAGGGUCGGUCAUGUGUCACAGGGGAUCGCUGUAUGGGACAGCAGUGUUUCUCCUCACUAACUCUAAGUGAUGGGACACCCGUGUCUCAGAAGGGCUGUUUCAAAGUGUAUGAGCAGGGAAGAAUGACCUGCAAAACUCCUCCAUCUCCUGAUCAGAUUGUAGAGUGCUGUCAGGCUCAUCUGUGCAACGUGAACCUCACUGUGACACUUCCUGUACGAGUGGUGGAGGGCCCAAAGUACAGUCUGACAACUCUGGUGAUUGUUAUAGUGGCUCCAGUCAUUGUUCUUAUAUUCCUAUCUGCUGUGGCCAUCCUGGUCUUUCGACGUAUUCACCAUCAGCAGAUGGAGCGUCUUGCAGUACGGGAUGCAGAGUAUGGCACCAUUGAUGGUCUGAUUGCAUCUAAUGUGGGAGAGAACACACUUGCGGAUCUGUUGGACCAUUCAUGUACAUCUGGAAGUGGCUCUGGGCUGCCGUUUCUGGUGCAGAGGACUGUAGCUAGACAGAUAACCCUCAGCGAGUGUGUGGGUAAGGGCCGGUAUGGAGAGGUGUGGAAGGGUCAGUGGCAGGGGGAGAGUGUGGCUGUUAAAAUCUUCUCAUCUCGAGAUGAGAAAUCCUGGUUCAGAGAGACAGAAAUCUACAACACUGUCCUGCUGCGACACGAGAACAUUCUAGGCUUCAUUGCUUCAGAUAUGACGUCACGUAACUCCAGCACACAGUUAUGGCUGAUCACACACUAUCAUGAGAUGGGCUCACUCUACGAUUACCUUCAAAUCAGCAUGCUGGAUGCUCCUGCCUGCCUGCGGAUGGCACUGUCUAUUGCCAGUGGCCUUGCCCAUCUGCAUGUGGAGAUCUUUGGCACUCAGGGAAAACCAGCCAUUGCCCACAGAGACUUGAAAAGCAAGAACAUUUUGGUGAACAAGAAUGGGCAGUGUUGCAUAGCCGACCUCGGUCUGGCUGUGAUGCAUUAUCAAGACACAAAUGAGCUGGAUGUGGGCAACAACCCUAAAGUUGGGACCAAGCGCUACAUGGCCCCUGAGGUUCUUGAUGACUCCAUUCAGAUGGAUUGCUUUGAGUCUUACAAACGUGUUGAUAUCUGGGCCUUUGGACUUGUGCUGUGGGAGAUUGCUAGAAGAACGGUUAGCAAUGGUAUCGUAGAAGAAUACAAGCCACCAUUCCAUGAUGUAGUGCCGAGCGAUCCCAGCUUUGAGGAUAUGAAGAAGGUGAUAUGCAUAGACCAACAGAGACCCAACAUUCCAAACAGAUGGUUCCCAGAUCCUACCUUAACAUCCAUCGCUAAACUCAUGAAGGAGUGUUGGUACCAGAGCCCAUCAGCCAGACUCACAGCAUUACGAAUAAAAAAAACUCUGACAAAAAUUGAUAACUCUCUGGAAAACAUUAAAAAUGACAUUUAAACUACUUCUGUAUGGAAGAACCUUAAGGCCUUUACCAAGGUCAGUUGUUGUCUCUUCUGGAGAAGAGGCUGAAAAAUAGGACAGUCUGGGCUUUGUGCUCUUAUAGAGGCACAUUGUAUUUAUUUUGAUAUUGCAGUAGGGCACAUUUUGGCAUCCAAAGAUAAAGGUGUAGUGGGCAUUUGAAAGACUUCAGUCUUUGAUAUGGGAGUCUCUUUUAAGACGUAGGAUCUUUUGUUCAUUUUUCUGUAACACAAAGACUAUAACUGUAAAAUGGGCAUUUGAAGAAAGUGCUUUACGUUUUCCUUUUAAAGCUGCUUCAGUUUUUAGAGCUCCAUACAAAUAUCAGUUUCAUUAGCAAUAUGCUUUAUUUAUUGCACUCGAGGUUUGUGCAUUGUAUGCCGUUACAGGUGACUUUACUCAACAAAUGCUAAAUUAAGCAACUCAAAAUAAUUCAUAACACAUCAGAAAUCAACAGCUGAAAUAAUGAGUUUACUGGGGAUGACUGUAGGAUUCAUGGUUACAGGAAACCAGUUACUACUCUGAAGUAGAUAUUGAACAGGUUAAUUAAUCUGUCAAAGAAAAACAAAGAAGCUUUUAAGUUUGUCCCUCUCAUGAUGUCCCUCUGAUGUCUAAUGUAUUCAGUCUCAGAUAUGUUGUGUAUUGCUGAGAAUUUAGCAUUAUGUAUUUGUUUUUUGUUUUGUUUUAUAUACUUUGUUAAAUACACAUACUAAAAGAGCAAAAACAUCUUAAAUAAAACUACAAGAUCCUGAAAGAAAUUGUUAUUGUAUGUGCUGUAACAUUUUUGUAUAAUGAGUUUUAUUAUCAAAGUAUGAGUGUCAAAUAAUG